CAAGCCAAGCAAACGGGGCCUCUUCAAAUCGGCAUUGCUCAUUCCUCAACAUGCCUUGGCACAGGCUUUGCAGGAAACUCUCUCACACAACUGAAUUCUGAUCCUUGCAUAAUGGAGCUACAGUAAACAAUGUGGCAUCAGAGGAGUGGCCAAGUCUUUCGCGUGGGGCUCAGUAAACACUGGACUAUUGAAAGACAACUAAUCCAAUCUUUGCAGCUACUUUAAAAGGAAAGUUUGUUCCAUCUGGGAGGCAGACUACAAGCACUGAAACCUCACAGAAAGGUUUUGUUUUUUUGCAAAGCGUACAAUCAUGAGCACUGCAGGGAAAGUCAUCAAAUGUAAAGCUGCCAUAGUCUUCGAAGCGAAGGGACCGCUUAAGGUUGUGGAAAUAGAAGUGGCCCCUCCAAAAGCACAUGAAGUUCGCAUUAAGAUUUUGGCUACAGGAAUCUGCCGCACAGAUGACCAUGUACUGAAUGGUACAAUAAAAGUGAACUAUCCAGUUAUUCCUGGCCAUGAAGCAGUUGGAGCUGUGGAGAGCAUUGGGGAAGGAGUUACCUGUGUGAAACCAGGAGACAAAAUCAUCCCACUCUGUCUCCCACAAUGUGGGAAAUGCAGACCUUGCAAGAACCCUGAAGGAAACUUGUGCGAACAGUCUGACUUUUUCAAAAACACAGGAUUAAUGUAUGAUGGCACCAGCCGAUUCUCUUACAAAGGGAAACCAAUUCACCAUUUUGCUAACACCAGCACCUUUACCGAAUACACCGUGGUGCAUGAGGAUUCGGUGGCCAAAAUUGAUCCUGCAGCCCCGCCUGAGAAAGCCUGUCUGAUAGGCUGUGGAUUUUCCACUGGCUAUGGUGCUGCCACCAAAACUGCAAAGGUGACUCCUGGUUCUUCUUGCGCUGUUUUUGGCCUGGGAGGUGUCGGCCUUGCAGUGGUCAUGGGCUGUAAAGCUGCUGGAGCAUCACGAAUCAUUGGGAUUAACAGAAGCAAGGAAAAGUUUCCCAAAGCUAAAGAAGUGGGAGCCACUGAGUGUGUCAGUCCUCUGGAUUUCAAGAAGCCCAUCCAGGAAGUGCUGCUUGACAUGACUGAUGGGGAAGGUGUGGACUAUUCCUUUGAAGUAGUUGGAAGCACAGAGACCAUGAUUGCUGCGUUGGCUUCCUGCAACAUGAACUAUGGCACCAGUGUGGUUGUGGGAGCUCCACCUUCAGCAUCUGAGAUGACUUUGUCUCCAACGCUUAUUUUUACAGGACGCACCUGGAAAGGCUCUGUUUUAGGAGGACUGAAAAGCAAAGAUGAUGUUCCAGUGCUGGUCUCAGAACUUAUGGCGAAAAAGUUCAAUCUGGAUCCACUAAUUACACAUGUUCUGCCUUUUGAUAAAAUCAAUGAAGGAUUUGAACUGCUCCGCAAUGGAAAAUGUAUCCGCACUGUUCUGAAAAUGUAAAGACCCUGUGGCGAAAAUACAAGACAGCUGAAUUCCAGCAGACCCAUCAAUUGCAAAUUACAUCAUGGAACAUCUGUGGAACAAAGUGUGUAGUGUUGUAUUGCAAGUUGCAAUAUUUGUUAACUCAUAAAUCAAUCUUAUCUUUCUCAGUGUGAAACACAGUCUCCAAGGCAUUGAAAAUAUGAAUUCAGCAAAUUCUGGCAUUAGCUAAUAAAUAAAGCUUUUUUCUCAGUAA
This is a messenger RNA of Anolis carolinensis (green anole), 1676 nucleotides long. Its product is annotated as alcohol dehydrogenase 1B. Gene Ontology annotation, cellular component: cytosol. Bases 311 to 1441 code for a protein of 376 amino acids. The transcript has 9 exons. Gene Ontology annotation, molecular function: all-trans-retinol dehydrogenase (NAD+) activity; zinc ion binding. Gene Ontology annotation, biological process: retinoic acid metabolic process; retinol metabolic process. NCBI's taxonomy places the organism in Eukaryota, Metazoa, Chordata, Lepidosauria, Squamata, Anolidae. The record is from RefSeq and is a predicted model, not a curated record.